AUGGUUUCACGCCGUUGCGCCUCUUCUUGCAGGGCGUCUCCUGCACCUACGACGAUGUCAUCUUCCUGCCGGGGCAAUGUGAUAAAGUUUGCCAAGAAGAUGUACCCGGAUGUGGAUUUGAUCGGGGGCAAUGUGGUGACAAUUGCGCAAGCCCAGAAUUUUAUUCAAGCUGGUGCGGAUGGAUUGCGUGUUGGAAUGGGUUCUGGCUCAAUUUGUACCACCCAAGAGGUUUGUGCUGUUGGAAGAGGACAGGCAACAGCGGUGUGUAAGGUUUCAUCUUAUGCCAAGGAUCACAAUGUACCAGUUAUUGCUGAUGGUGGAAUUUCAAACUCUGGACACAUUGUGAAAGCUCCGGCGCUGGAGGCAUCCACUGUUCUCUAA
Messenger RNA from Miscanthus lutarioriparius, 381 nucleotides. The record is from the annotation of a GenBank genome assembly. NCBI's taxonomy places the organism in Eukaryota, Viridiplantae, Streptophyta, Magnoliopsida, Poales, Poaceae.